CGAUCGUUUGCCUCUUUCGUCCAUUACACGAGUAUAAUGGACUAUCAUGUGAUGUCACGUCGAGUACUCGUAUCUUGAGCAAAGGAAAGCCUGACACUUUCUCAACGCCUGAUUACACCAUCUCAAAUCUGCAGCUUUCUCAAUUUUUUCUGCGCGAGAUGUGGGUUGACUAUAAAAGGCAUCUGCCACGCUACCUCUGCAGGACGAAAAUACCACGAAUCUAGCAACCAUGUCUCUCUCAGCCCGCUUCGACCCGUUGCAACUGGAAGAUGCGGAGCCCUAUGAUGAGCAACUACCCGACUACGAACCUGCGACGGCACCAGAGUACGAUGGGGCGGACUACGAGAGCCCUCUCUAUACGUACUUCCUACGCCAACUGGAUCGCCGCACCCAAGUGUUCGAGCCAUGCGGGUUGGGGUCAGGGCCGGCGUAUCAAGUUUCAACGCGCAGUAACCUACAAUCUCUCUUUAACAAGAAGCCAGAGAUUGAAGUUACGGGCACUUCGCAGGCCAGCAUUUGCUCGAUCGCCUUCGUGAACAGUGGACCAUAUCCCUGGCGGCCACGGGCCCGUUUCUCACACAUGAGCUCAGUUGGCACGACUACAUUCCCGAUGGAAUCCCUCAAUUUUUCUGAUUGGACUGUUUGCAUAGAAGGACUUACCUUCUUAUGGCAACUUGAGUCUCGGCCGAUGUCUCUGGUCUUGAAAGAGAUCUCUGCUGCACUUAUCAUUGCACGUUUUACUUACUCGGCGUGCGGAAUCGACGCGGCGUGUGGUGCAGAAAUCGGAGACCUCACAAUAUUCCCAGACGGGCUCUCGGUGAAUCUCGAAGGGGUCGAGAGGAUCAUAUGUAGCCUGCUGGUACCGAUAGCGCAUUUCAGGAAAAUGGGAAAGCACUAUCGUAACGACGAAGCGACGAGAAGGAACUCCUGGACGAUAGCGCGUCUGCCUCCGAUAGUACCAAGGAUUGCCGGUUAUGGACAGUGAAGAGGCGACUAGGGUUGUAUUCCACGCGGAUUCGAAAAGUCAUUCUUGCGAACGACUCCAUGUUACACCCAGACGGACUUGGACGAAAGUGGAGCCAGAGCUUCUCUUUUUCUACCGCGGAAGUAGGAACGAAGAGAAGGUGUGAUUAGUUCUGUUGCAGCUGUGUCAACCACGCCUGGCAUGUGUCUCGGGUGUUUUCAGCCUUUUGGGACGCAUCUGAGCUCAUUAUUAGUUUGUGUCGAAGCUGGGACGACGGCC
Aaosphaeria arxii CBS 175.79 is the source of this 1243-nucleotide messenger RNA. RefSeq lists its product as uncharacterized. The coding region runs from base 230 to 985 and encodes 251 amino acids. Lineage: Eukaryota; Fungi; Ascomycota; Dothideomycetes; Pleosporales. The transcript has a single exon. The record is from RefSeq and is a predicted model, not a curated record.